UGGGGGCGCUACUCCUCCCCGCCGCUGGAGCAGCAGAAGAAGAAGCUCCAACAACAGAUCACUCCGCCAUUUUCUCUCUUCUUCUCUCGCUGUUUUUCUCUUUAUUUCUUUAUUUCGUGUUUCAAUCAUAAUACAAUCUGCUCACCUGCAGUGUUACCUGGGCGCGAGGCAGGAGCACGUGACAGCGGCUGUGAUGGCAGCCGAGCGGCGCGAGGACAAAGAUGGAGAGUUAAAUGUUCUGGAAGAUAUUCUGACUGAAGCUCCAGAUCAGGACGACGAGCUUUACAACCCGGAGACGGAGCGAUCCGUCAGCGACAAGAAAGGAACCAAGAGGAAGAGCGACCGCUCCGACAGCCGGGACCUGAAGAGGCUCCGCCCCUCCGCAGGCCACGCCCCCUCACGCUCCUCCAAUAAGAGGGCUUCAGGCCUGCCCCCCUCCUCCAAUAAGAAGACUGCCUCCAGCCCCAGAGCCCGCCCCCCCGCCUCCUACCGCCACGAGUACUAUGACGAGAAGAAGAGUCGACGAGGAGCCCGCGAGCCAAUCAGGAGCCGGGGGGAGGAGCCCCGCAGGAGGGAAACCCCGAGGAUUCUGGAGGGGCUUAGCCAGAAGCUGAGAAGAGCAAGCCCCGCCCCCCCGCAGGACGCCCGAUCAGAGGGCGAGGCGGCACCGGAGUUUGGUUCGGAGGUGGGAUCAGGAAGCUCCUCCCCCUCUGGUUCCCACGCUGAAGAGGAGGAAGAGGAGGAUCAGGAGGAGGAGGAGGAGGAAGAAGAGGGCAUGGAGGAAGAGGAGGAGGAAGAGGAGGAGGAAGGAGAGAAGGAGGAAGACGAGGAGGAGGAAGAGUACGAGCGUCGAGGAGAAGGAAACGACUACGACACUCGCAGCGAGGCGGGAGACUCUCGCUCCUCCGGAAGCUUCUCUGACGACGGGGAGUCGGUGCACUCAGGCUCCGCCUCCGAGGCCUCAGGUUCGGAGAAGAAGCAGGAGAAACUGUCGUCUUCGGUCCGAGCCGUCCGCAAAGGGAUGGAGACUCCGACCAGCAAGCUGCGCUACAUCCUGAGAGACGCUCGCUUCUUCCUCAUCAAGAGCAACAACCACGAGAACGUCUCGCUGGCUAAAGCUAAGGGCGUGUGGUCGACGCUGCCGGUGAACGAGAAGAAACUGAACGCAGCGUUCCGCUCUGCGAGAAGCGUCGUCCUCGUCUUCUCUGUGAGGGAGAGCGGGAAAUUCCAAGGCUUCGCCCGGCUCUCCUCAGAGUCGCAUCACGGCGGCUCUCCGAUCCACUGGGUGCUCCCCGCUGGCAUGAACGCUAAGAUGCUGGGAGGCGUGUUCAAGAUCGACUGGCUCUGCAGGAGGGAGCUUCCCUUCACGAAGACGGCCCACCUGUCCAACCCCUGGAACGAACAGAAGCCCGUGAAGAUCGGACGAGACGGACAGGAGAUCCAACCAGAAGUCGGCGCUCAGCUCUGUGCUCUCUUCCCAUUGGACGAGAGCGUGGACGUGCACCAGGUCGCUCGCAGAGUUCGUCACAAGCGCCAGACGCCGUCGGAGCCGCGCCCGCGAGGUCGUCCGCCGCAGCGCGAGCCGGGAAGGCGUCGUCCUGAAGAGUUCGAUCUGCACGGCAGGAAGCGGCCGCGACCCGACGGUCCGCCGGAGUUCAACCAGAGAGCAGGGUUCAUCCAGGACCUUCGUAACCAGCCGGUGGACAGACGGUUCUCCAGCGUGCGGCGAGACGUGUUUCUCAACGGGUCGUACAACGACUACAUGAGGGACUACCAUCACAGCGUGGGCCCCCCCGCCCCCUGGCAGACUCUGGCGUACCCCCCCGGCGUGGAGCAGCCCCCCCCCCACCACCCUCCCUACUACCACCACACCCACCCCCCCCCCCCCCCCCACCAGGCCUACCACCACCAUCCCCCCAUGCCUCCUCACGAGGCCCCGCCCCCUCGCUUCAGAGACAAGCAGCGCGCGCCGCCGCACCGCGCCUUCCCCUCCAGCCCGCACGACUACGACAUGCGCGUGGACGACUUCCUGCGGCGCACGCAGGCGGUGGUGAGCGGCCGGAGAGAGAGAGAGCGUCAGAGAGAGAGAGAGAGGGGUGUCCCACGGAGGGAGAGAGAGAGGGAGAGGGGGGGGAGGGACAGGGAGAGAGAGAGGGAGAGAGACAAGGAGAGGGGGAGGUACCGCCGCUGACCUGCAGGGCUUUUAUUCUGAAGGUGAGCUGUGGGCGUUUCCUGUGUCUUGGUAGAUUAUGAAUCAAAGAGAGAAAGGAGCUCCAAGAAGACGAAGCUCUGUUUGAAGGCGAUGGAAAAACUGUAAAAAAAUAAAUAAUGAAUUCUGUCGAGAGAAGCUUUUGUUUUGGUGAUUCUGUGGGAAAAGGGAAGUGACAUCACAGAACGAGAAGUCGUCCUUUCUCCUGAAUCUACACACUUCAUUUCCCAGAAUCCUCUCUGUUAGAAUCACAGAAAAAUCACAGGGUUUUUUUAUUUUGAUGUUUUUCAGUAUUUUACUUCGGAGGCGAACAGGAAACAGUAUUUUAUUUUCCUGUAUUUGCUUCUCUCAUGGACAGGUUAGACGGAACUUCCUGUUAACCCCUUCAAAGUAAAAGAAGACAAUCUUUAAAAACUUCCUGAAUUGUAUUUGUAUUCAUUUUAAAAAAUGUUUCUCUUUUUAACGUUAAAUAUUCAUUUAUUUAUUUUAGUUUUCAGGUUCACGCUAAACUCCCUGAGCUUCACUUUAAAGAGAAUCACGUUUUAUUUUGAGGAAAAUCUGCUUCCUGGUUUUUUUAAGUGCAAUUUCCUGUUUGCUCCUCUCUGAUUGGUUGUUACUGUGGUGACCAAACGUCAGCUGAUUGAAGGUUAAGACUUUGUUUCCGUGUUUUUGUACAAAAUAAAAAAUAAAAUCUUAAAACUGA
Messenger RNA from Trematomus bernacchii (emerald rockcod), 2912 nucleotides. RefSeq names its product YTH domain-containing protein 1-like. Gene Ontology annotation, cellular component: nucleoplasm. The record is from RefSeq and is a predicted model, not a curated record. Gene Ontology annotation, molecular function: N6-methyladenosine-containing RNA reader activity; mRNA binding. Gene Ontology annotation, biological process: regulation of alternative mRNA splicing, via spliceosome; mRNA splicing, via spliceosome. NCBI's taxonomy places the organism in Eukaryota, Metazoa, Chordata, Actinopteri, Perciformes, Nototheniidae.